Messenger RNA from Parascedosporium putredinis, 927 nucleotides. The record is from the annotation of a GenBank genome assembly. NCBI's taxonomy places the organism in Eukaryota, Fungi, Ascomycota, Sordariomycetes, Microascales, Microascaceae.
AUGAAGUUCAGCAUCGCCACCGUCGCUGCCUUCGCGGCUACCCAAGCCGACCUGGCCGCCGCCCACUCCUACAUCUACGGCGUUUUCCUCAACGGCGUAGACCAGGGCUCCUUCAACGGCGAUGUUACCAGCCCCGACAUCCGGUGCAACGUGCUCGGCGACCGCCCUGCUCCGUACACUAUUGAUGUCGUGCCCGGCGAUACCCUCACCCUCGACUGGCACCACGACGAGAGGACGGACAAGGACGAUGUCAUUGACAAGUCGCACCACGGCCCCGCGCUGGCCUACCUCUCCCCCGACCCGCCCACCGAGAACUCCUUUGUCAAGAUCUGGCACAAGGGCAAGUUCGAGGAGGCCAGCGAACCCCUGGGCGAGGGCAAGUGGGCCAUCACCUCGGAGAUCAAGCCCAACCACGGCCUGAUGAACGUCCGCAUCCCCGCCGACCUCCAGCCCGGACCUUACUUGCUCCGCGCCGAGAUGAUUGCUCUGCACGAGGCCGACGCCAAGUUCACCGAAAACCCCAUCCGCGGCGCCCAGUUCUAUCCCAACUGCGUCCAGCUCAUGGUCGGCGGCAACGGCACCGUCGUUCUCCCCGAGGGCGUGUCCUUCCCCGGCGCCUACAGCUUCGACGACCCCGGUGUGCACCACGACGUCUACUGCUCCACCAAGACCACCACCACCGUCCCCUGCACGACCGAAUACAUCAUCCCCGGCCCCACCGUCUGGUCCGGCGCCUGGGAAGAGACCACCGACGUCGAGGUCGGCCCCACCACCGGCGCCACCCGCAUCACCGCCUGGUCCUCCUGGGUCCAGGGCGGCGUCGAGACCUCGGGCGUUCUCGAGGGCGAGACCGUCAAGGUGGAGGGCUCUGCGCCUUACGUGCCUAGCUGGCCGACGACCUACGAGGCGCCCCAGCCUACGAGCUAG